CUUUUACCACGACUCUAUUCCUUCCUUGUCAUCAUCUUCAGCAGCGAGCUCAGCGUUUCUCUUCCCCUCAUUCCUUUAAAGACGCCUGAGCCGACGACUUUAAGCUCUUUCUCUCGAUAUGGAACGUCUCUGUGACGAUGUCCUUCAGCUAAUAUUCUUCGAGCUCACUGACCCAGGCUCUCUUACCAUGGUCUCCAAACGUUUCUACCAGUUCUCUCAAGUCCCUUACGUCCGGGCCCAUUACUUCCUUACCCGCUAUGGCCCAACCCAGGCCAUGUUUCAAGCCCUCGGUCGAGGGAAAAUUCUCACAGAGAGUGUUCUUGACAUUUUGAUGACCAGCGGUGCACACCUCUCGCGAUAUCUAAUACAGGUUGCCUUCCAUCACUACUUCCAUACUCGGUCGCACUUCAUCAAAACACCCUGGGUGCGGACCGUCCCUCUCUCGGUAUUCACGUAUUUUCUGAAGCUGGCGGCGGAUACGUACGGUGAUAUACCUCGAGGCAAGUCGGAAGACGAUGGUACCAUAUUCACAUGGUUUCUCCAAGAAAGUCGGUUCCCACCGCAAGCACGACGAGUUAAUUGGGAGACUGUACGGGAUAUUCUCGACAAGUACAAUUUCAUCCCCUUCUCUCACAAGGACCCUCUGAUGGCCCAGUUUCCGUUGGCACUGGCAUUAGAGCCACGCUUGCUCCCCUAUGCGGUAUCUAAUGGUUUCUUCAUGGACAGCAAGUACCGAAAUUUCAUUUUCCGAAAGAUGUUCGAAAAAGUGUCGGGGAGGAGCGUUGAUGAUGUUGUAAAUAACGUCAAAGAGCUUUGCAGGCUUGAUCUCACGAUGUAUAUGAGCCGCACAGUAGCCGCAGAGGUAUGUAUGGAGGCGAAGUACAAUGCUCAUGGCUACGCGGCUUUGAAGCAGCUAAACAAAUCAGGGAACUUACUCUUUGAUCUUUCGACUCUUGUCGAGGACCUUUUGAAACUCUUUCUGAAAACCUCGUCAAUAACAUUGCCGCAGACUCAAGAGGCUCUUCAACAUCUCUACGCCGAUUUCCCUUCUUCUGAUCCUGUUGUUCGGCUGGUCAUGCUUAUGACGGUCUUCACUCCUGGAGACUCCCGGGUGAAUACCGCCACCAUCCAAGAACGCCUUGACACUCUGAAGAUUGGUGUGUUGACCAAGACGGACCUGCACAAUCUCCUAAUAAACCCCUACACGGAAAAGUAUCAAGGACUGAUAGAGUACAUGGGCAAGGAAAUGAUUUCAGAGGUGACCGGGCAGAAAGGAAUGACCGCCGCAGAGGUAAAAGACAUUGUCCAUGAAGUUACCGGUCGAUGUAUGGAGAUUGAAAGCAAGGGCAAGAUGUUGAAGAAGCUCUAUGAGGAAUUUUCUUGUGUCCGUGGCGCCAUCAUAAAGUCGGCUCUGGGUACUCACCAACUGCACUUGGCCGAUCUGCCUGUCGGCUGUUCGCGCUACCACGCUAGACUCUGCCGGUCUUACUUCAGGACUAAUGACGACAAUGAAUACUUCUGGAACGGUCGUCCGAAUCGCAAGGUUAUUCCACGCGAAACUCAUGGCAAGGGAUGCUCUUCUUCUGAGUUGGCAUCAGCUAGUUCCGCGGAAGAGGUUGACCGUGAAAUGGUCUCUCCGCGUCAGGUUCUUGUGCGUCUUGGUCAAAUUGGGCAAGAACCUUUGUCGGCUAUGAUCCGACAAGAUGAGUUGACCCCAGCAAGGUCGCGCCGAAGAAUGAUCUUUGACGCGAUACCUGUCACCCCUCCUACAUAUAUCCCUCAUGACCAAAUGCAUGUUGCUAAAUGGAUUAAAGCUGAAUUCGGUCCCAGAAGCAGCGUAACGGCCGUUUUUAUGACUCACGCCAUUAUUAACGAAAAUUCAGUGAUUCUUAACGACUACCUACUUGUUGCCGGACGUGCUCAACGGGUACCGAUAACGCUCAAACACUUCCAAAUACUCGCCCGCCUACAAAGAGCACCCUGUAAUCAACUAUACCGUGAAAUAGAGUCGGGUGCAGAGUUCUUCUUGAACGAGGACGAAUACAUACCCAAGUCCGACCAUGCACGGAAGCUUUACACUAAGGUUGAAGUGAAAAAGGAGUCUUCGCCGGCCAAUAUCCCUGUCAGUUCAGUGACACAAGAACAUGACGCGACCUCUGGGUCUCCUCGUGGGAGGAAAAGACCCCGUAGGAGUACGGCGAUCACAGUUCGAUCUUACUUUGUUCCCGGCUCAGACGACGAGGCCAUUGCUGUUGAAGAUGACGAAGACUACGAUAUGAAAAUGAAGCAAGCGGAGGAGAACCUGCGCCUGUGGGUGAAGCAUUUGGCCGAGCUGUUGAAGACGGAACAAGCCAAGCAUCAAGAGCAGAAGAAGAAGCUCAUGAAGGAGGCCGGACCCGGGGCAAGGGUCCGUGUGUAUAAGAAUGAGUUUUUCAGAUCUCUGUCGACACAUCUACGUCUGUUACGCAAGAUUGACGAAGACAAGCGCAAAGGACUUGAUUAUAUGACGGAUCACGGUCCUAGUGACGUGGAUGACGAGGAUUAUUAUCGCCAGACUUCAAGGUCUAAGAGACGCAAAACCUCAAAGUAACGAUUUUUCUAGUUCCUUGUAUCAUUGCAUUGCAUUAACCAUUCAUGAUACUUAUAUAUCCACUCAUAAUAUUAUAUAUCCACUCCUCAUCAUGCUCAUAGGGCCUCUUCAUCAAUAUCACACUUUUAUCUUACUGUAAUAU
Guyanagaster necrorhizus is the source of this 2732-nucleotide messenger RNA. RefSeq lists its product as uncharacterized. Lineage: Eukaryota; Fungi; Basidiomycota; Agaricomycetes; Agaricales; Physalacriaceae. Bases 119 to 2590 code for a protein of 823 amino acids. The transcript is spliced from 17 exons. The record is from RefSeq and is a predicted model, not a curated record.